UUAUAACAACUUUUAACCUAAAAAAAUUCACAUAUGAUCGCGCAGUAGUACUCGUACGUAAUAUAAUUAUUCAAAAUCUAGUCUAACGAAAGGAGAUGAGUGAUGCCGAACUGCAGGAGGAGGAAAGAGAAGUAUUAUUCUCAAUAUACGAUGGCGAUCCGGCUUUUAAACAGCUGACACCCACGACAUUUCAGUACAAGUAUGGAGAAGACAACAGUAUGAAAUCAUUUCUAUUGGAAAUUUCAUGGGGUGAAACAUAUCCUACGGAAAAACCGAUCAUCAAUAUGAACACAUUUUACAAUAAACAUAUUGUACAAGAAGUAAAAGACAAGGUGAUGAGUCACAUAGAAGCAGAGGCUGAGCAAUGGUUAGGUAGCGCUAUGACGUAUACCUUAUUUCAGUCUGUCCGAGAAUAUUACACAGACUUAGUGUCUAUGCAACCAGAUUCAGUUGUCGAUAUAAAUUCUCAUGCUAGUAGACUGAAGAUCACAGAUGAAAAUCAACAGGUUGAAGAGACGAUAAAGAAACCGAAGAAGGAACAUUUGAGCAAAGCACAGAAACGUAGGCAGUGGAACAAAGCAGAUGGUAAAGGCGAAAGACCACGAGGUUGGAAUUGGGUAGAUAUAGUGAAACAUUUAUCACAGACUGGACCUAGAUCAGAGCAAGAGUCUUAGUCAGCUAUACCAUUUUGUACAGUAUAAAAGCAUAUUAUAUUUUUAUAAAUUGUUGGAAAUAAAAUCAUUUCCUUAUCUA
Linepithema humile (Argentine ant) is the source of this 753-nucleotide messenger RNA. Its product is annotated as RWD domain-containing protein 4. Gene Ontology annotation, molecular function: protein binding. NCBI's taxonomy places the organism in Eukaryota, Metazoa, Arthropoda, Insecta, Hymenoptera, Formicidae. The record is from RefSeq and is a predicted model, not a curated record.